UCUCUCACCAUCACCAUGCCUCAAACUCUCCUCCAACAAAAUCACAUCAUUCUUGUAAUUCUUCUAUUCUCACUUCUCAUCCAUGGAGAAACCCAUAAAUUUUCAAAGAACUUGUCACCAAAAUCAUUUCCUUUCAAGAAAGAGAAAAUAAGUCACCUCCAUUUCUACUUUCAUGACAUAGCUGGUGGCGACCAUCCAACCGCCGUUAGGGUGGCUGAGGCCACCGUCACCAACACCUCUGCUUCAUUGUUUGGUGCCGUGGUUAUGAUCGAUGACCCAUUGACGGUGGGUCCUGAAAGAACCUCCAGAAUCGUGGGAAGAGCACAAGGGUUGUAUGCAUCUGCUGACUUGGACGAAUUUGGAUUGACAAUGGUCUUGAAUUACGUUUUUAUUGAGGGCAAAUACAAUGGAAGCACUUUGAGUAUACUAGGAAGGAAUAAAGUGAUGUCGUCGGUUAGAGAGAUGCCGAUCAUCGGAGGGACAGGGCUUUUUCGGUUUGCACGUGGUUAUGCUCUUGCAAAGACUUAUUCUUUAAAUUUCAGCAAUGGUGAUGCCGUUGUUGAGUACAAUGUUUAUGUCAUCCAUUAUUGAUUUUCAUAGUGGAGGCUAAUUGUAACAAAGUUUUCACAAAUUUCUGUUUACUGUUUGUUUGUUGUAUUCUUCUUUUUAUUAUUGAAACCGUUUGUUGUUCCCCUGCUCGUUCAAGAUGAAAACAAUGAACGUCUUGUAAACAU
Molecule: messenger RNA, 734 nt
Organism: Cynara cardunculus var. scolymus (artichoke)
Lineage: Eukaryota; Viridiplantae; Streptophyta; Magnoliopsida; Asterales; Asteraceae
Product: dirigent protein 21-like
Exons: 1
Coding region: 16-591 (191 amino acids)
Source: RefSeq, a predicted model, not a curated record